CCCCACAUCGAUUUGGGUAUGUCUGAAUUGGUGGCAGUAAGAGCGGAGUUCGGCGGUGAUAGCGCAGGGCGGAGAAAAGGCUAUUCUGACCGAUAGAUAGAGAUGAGUUCUUCUCUGUUCGCCACGAGCGCCAUGGAGGCUCCCAUGAGCUCUUCCCUGGGUGCCAUGGGCCCCCUUCUCAGGAAGCUGCAUUCGCUGCUGGACCCCGACCACCGGCUGCCCAGGCCACUGAAGCACGGAAUCGAGCUCCUCAAGGAAGAUUUGGAAGAAUUAAGCGCCGACCUGUUGGAGCAGUCAAUGGCGGAUUCCCCCAACCACAAGGCAAUGUACUGGAUGGAUGAGGUGCGUGAACUUUCCUAUGAAAUAGAGGACUGCAUCGAUGACAUGAUGCUGAGGCACACCGGCAAUGGCGUCAAGACCAGACCCGUCCGCGGCCACAGGGUCAGUCGUGUCAAGGUGUCUCGGCUUUUCAAAUCACUGAAGCCAUGCACAAGGGUUUCCAAGAUCACAGAGCUCAGGACCCUGGUGCUGGAGGCGAGUGAACGGCGUGAGAGGUAUCAUCUUGAUGAUUGUGCCUCGAGUUCUAGCCGUGUGUUCACUGGGCACAAUCGGGUUCCAGGCCUAUAUGGACAUGCGACGGAUUUCCUUGUUGGUAUUGAUGACCUGAAGAUUAAGCUUACCAAGUGGCUUUCUGAGGAUGCUGAUCAACAACUGAAAAUGGUCUGUAUAGAUGGACCUGCAGGGGUUGGCAAGACCACGCUGGCUAAACAACUGUACCGUGAGCUUGGAGAGCAGUUUGACUGCUCGGCUUUUGUGCGGGCAUCGCGAAGGUCUGACACAAAAAGACUACUUGGGGACAUCCUCUCUCAAGUUCAGUGUUGUCAGUUACCCUCUUAUUCCUGCGAGGUGCAAAGUCUUAUUGACAAUCUCAUGAAAUAUCUCCAAGAUAAGAGAUACUUUAUAGUAAUUGAUGAUCUGUGGGAAACAACAACAUGGGAUAUUGUUAAAAGCGCUUUUCCGGAUGGUAAAAAUUACAGUAGAAUAAUGACAACAGCAGAAACUGACAGUGUAGCUCUGGAAUGUUGUGGUUAUCAGUCUGAUAAUAUUUUGAAAAUGAAACCCCUUGGCAGCCAUGCCUCUGCAGAAUUGUUCUUCAGUAUUGUUUUUGGCUCUGAACAUCUGUGUCCUGAUCAAUUUAAGGAAGUUUCAGAUAGAAUCAUUAGAAAGUGUGGUGGUUUGCCGCUAGCAACCAUCUGUAUUGCUGGUCUCUUAGCAAGGCAGACGGAUAACUCUGAGCUAUGGCAUCACCUGCAGAAAUGUUUAUGCUCCAAAUUAAGUACAAGUCCUACUUUGGAAGAGAUGCUGAAAGAAGUACUAAACCUUAGCUACAGUCGUCUUCCUCAUUAUUUGAAGACAUGCUUGCUGUAUCUUGCUAUGUAUCCAGAGGGGUUCACGAUGUGGAAGGUUGAUUUGUUGAAGCAAUGGAUAUCUGAAGGUUUCAUUACUGCAAAGCAAGAAAAAGAGGUGGAGGAAAUUGCAGAUAGCUAUUUUUAUGAGCUUGUCAACAAGGGAAUGAUCCAACCUGAGCUAAUUAAUCACAAUGAUGAGGUGUUAUCCUGUACAUUGCACCACACUGUUCGUGAUCUUAUCAUGUACAAGUCCAAAGAAGAGAAUUUUAUCACUUCCAUAGAUUACUCAAAAGCCAUCACAGGAAAUUCUAAUAUGGUUCGUAGACUUUCUCUCCACUUUAGCAGUGCCAAAUAUGCGACCAAGCCAUCAGGUGUAAUACUGUCGCAAUCGCGAUCACUUUUCUUUUUUGGACUUCUCAGAUGUUUGCCUUCUGAUGUGGAAUUCAAGUUGCUGCGAGUAUUAAUCCUUGACUUUUGGGGCAACCAAUAUGGGCAUACGAGUCUCAACCUCACAAGAAUUUGCAGUUUGGUUCACCUCAGAUAUUUGAAGAUUUCAUGCGAUAUCAUUGUAGAACUACCAGCACAGAUGCAAGGACUACAAUACAUGGAAACACUGGAAAUAAAUGCAAGAUUAUCUGCUGUUCCAUUGGAUAUUAUUCAUCUCCCGAGCUUAUUGCAUCUCUCUCUUCGAGAUGAGACAAAUCUACCUGAUGGGAUUGGCUGCAUCAGGUCUCUGCGUACACUACAGUAUUUUGACCUUGGCAAUAACACUGAAGACAAUGUACUGAGCCUCGGUGGCCUGAUGAACCUGCAGUAUCUUCAUCUCACCUAUUCCACAGUGCAUUGUGAUGAGCAUCUGAAGAGAAAUAUGGUCGCUCUGGCCUCUUCUGUUAUCAAGCUUGUUAACCUCAAAUCUGUCAUUCUGGCUCCUGGAGCUUUAAGCACAGCCAUUUACCAUGAUGUCUUGAGCAGCGUUUCCUCUCCUCCUGUUUUUCUUCAGGGUCUUCAGAAACUUGAUUUGUUGCCCCCAAUUUGCAUCUUUUCCAGUUUUCCCAAGGAUAUUGGAGCAGUUCGCAAACUUUGCUAUUUGAAUCUUGUGGUCCGUGAACUACGAAGGAAUGAUAUUGACAGCAUCACAGGAUUGCCUGCCCUAACUGUUCUUUCAUUGUAUGUCCGGCAACCCCCUGCAGAAAGCAUCAUCUUCAACAAUGGGGCGUUCCCUGCUCUCAAGUAUUUCAAAUACAUGUGUGGUGUACUGUGCCUGGCCUUCCAGGAAGGAGCAUUGCCCAAUGUUCAUAGGCUCAAGCUAGGUUUCAAUGCCCGCAAAGGACAGCAGUAUGAUGUUUUGCUUGCCGGCAUUCAGCACUUGGUAAACCUGAAGAAGAUUGAUGGAAUAAUUGGGGCAGCCGAGGGUGCUGAGGAACCCGACAGAAGUGCCGCAGAGUCUGCGUUCAAGGACACCAUUCACAAGCAUUCAAGGUUUCCUAGUUACGUCAAUGUAAAAAGGGUAGAUUGGGUUGAGGAAGAGAACAAGCCAAGGACCGAAGUUAACAGCCCAUCAAGUAAAUGUCAUGAAAUUCUACAACAGCGUGGCGUAAAUGAGACCGAGGAAGAUACAAAGCAGUCUGCUGAUAGCGGGGUGACAAAUCAGAUCAUGCAGGUGCCUCCUCAGCAUAUGGAUUUAUGCGCAGCCGAUACAAAGCUGACUAUGCCUAGUAAUAACAGAAUGCCAUUUCCUGAAAAGUUAGAGGAUAAUAUUGCAGCUGAAGCAGUGACCUUUUCAUGUACUACAUCAUCUGGUUCAAGUCCAAAAUCAUCGUCAGCUCCAUCAUCUCAUCACUCUUUACCUGAAACAUAUACAUGGGAUCCGGAGGGAUCUCCUUGGCCAAGGGCAUUGAGAAGUCCUUCUCUUACGCCAAGGAAUACCAGUGCCCCUCAAUCAGCUAUGCAUCCGAUGUUAUCCCCAGAAUAUCAUAUUUCACAUGCUGAAGGCACCUGGAGUACUGCCUAUUUUCACCCCUUACCACUUCCUCUACUUCCUCCCAGUGCUAUAAGCCAAGUGAAAGCAACUCUCAGCAACCAGCCCGCUCCAAAAGUUGAAAUGUCUUUAGUAGCUGGUCAAUGGGAAAAGAGAAAACUUAUAGGUAGUGGUACAUUUGGUGAUGUAUAUGAAGCUACCAACAGGCACACUGGAGCUCUUUGUGCAGUGAAAGCGAUCAGUAUAAUUCCUAAUGAUUCUAGAUCUGCUGAGUCCUUGAAGCAAUUAGAUCAGGAAAUAAAGCUUCUAAGCCAAUUUAAGCAUGAGAACAUAGUUCAGUAUUAUGGUAGCGAAACUAUAGAAGGCCACCUCUACAUUUACAUGGAGUAUGUUCAUCCUGGUUCAAUUAAUAAGUAUAUCCAACAACAUCGUGGAGCAAUAACAGAAUCGAUUGUCUGCAACUUCACUCACCAUAUUCUUAGGGGUUUAGCAUUUUUGCAUGGCCAAAAUAUUAUGCAUAGGUAUGUGCAAAUAUGUAUCCUUAUUUACAUAGUUUCUGCUAACUAGGUCAGCGGGGCUUUUGAACUCAUGGUUUGCUCUCACUACUGCUUGCAAUUUUUUACCUUCAGCUAUUGCCCAUUCUCUCUUUAACCGUCUUCUUUUUUCACCUCAUUGUAUUAUAUUCUCUCUGAUUUUGAUUUACUAGAUCGCGAUAUGUGAUCUAUUGGUACAAUAAAUAUUGCUGUUAGUUGUCUUGCUCCCCCCUUCCUUCUUUUUUUCGAGGAGCAACGGACAGUGGGAGAUCCUCCCACUGACUUUUAUAAAAUAAGAGAGCCAAACAUCAAUUACAA
Triticum urartu is the source of this 4238-nucleotide messenger RNA. Lineage: Eukaryota; Viridiplantae; Streptophyta; Magnoliopsida; Poales; Poaceae. The record is from RefSeq and is a predicted model, not a curated record.